Molecule: messenger RNA, 947 nt
Organism: Impatiens glandulifera
Lineage: Eukaryota; Viridiplantae; Streptophyta; Magnoliopsida; Ericales; Balsaminaceae
Product: chloride conductance regulatory protein ICln
Exons: 7
Coding region: 58-750 (230 amino acids)
Biological process (GO): chloride transport; cell volume homeostasis; mRNA cis splicing, via spliceosome
Cellular component (GO): cytosol; spliceosomal complex; methylosome
Source: RefSeq, a predicted model, not a curated record
UAGAAGUUUGCAAUUUGAAAAGAAGAAAGAAAUUGGUAGGGCUUUUCGCUAGCAAAAAUGGUGGGAUUGAGGUUGUUCUCGGAGAGAGACGGCGACGCCGCCGGAGUUCCCGUCCUUGACACUGCAAAUGAUGAGGAACUCAUUCACGUCCAGCCUUCCGUAUCUAUCGUUCUUGCCAAUCGUCCCCCCGAGUCCCCUGGCACGCUCUACAUCACUUCUAGGAAAGUAAUAUGGUUGAGCGACUUGGAUAGGGAGAAAGGGUAUGCCGUUGAUUUCUUGUCCGUAUCGCUCCAUGCUGUAUCAACCGAUCCAGAAGCCUUUACUUCUCCUUGUAUAUACACUCAGAUUGAUACGGGUGAUAUUGGUGAAAGUGAUUCGGAAGGAUCAGAUUUAGAAUUAGAGGGAACACUUGACUUGUCGAAUAUUACUGAGAUGAGACUCGUACCAUCCGAUCCAACUCAAUUGGAUUCCCUGUUUGAGAUUUUUUGUAAAUGUGCUGAGCUAAAUCCCGAACCUAUUGAAGAAGAAGAGGAGGAAGAACAUAAUUGGAUCUUUAGUGCUGAUCAGUUGGAGGAUGCAGGCCCUGACGAUGCCGAAUGGAGCUUCUUUCAAGAUCCUACCAGUUCCAUAGGCCAAUCCAAUGGCAAUCAUGAUCUUGCUCACUCUGUGCUUGAGCUUCAAAUCAACGACGAACGUUUUGAGGAUGCAGAAGAAGAGUCUGAUGAAGAGGAAAACCCUGGCCAUCACUAAUCUAUUGUUUUCCUUCAAACAUCCUUUCUUUUUCUUUUGUAUUUUUUGUCGGAAUGAGAAUCCCAAACAAGAGUAAGCUUGAAGUGUGUGAGAUAUGGCAUACUAUGGUUUGUGUUCUACUUACUAUGGUUUGAAAUGAAAGGUGUUUUAUUUAAGACUUGAUAUGCUAAUGAAUGAGCCAAUACUAAAUAUUUUGU